Messenger RNA from Monopterus albus (swamp eel), 1588 nucleotides. It is a transcript of the gene hoxa9a, whose product is annotated as homeobox A9a. The record is from RefSeq and is a predicted model, not a curated record. The coding region runs from base 99 to 893 and encodes 264 amino acids. The transcript has 2 exons. NCBI's taxonomy places the organism in Eukaryota, Metazoa, Chordata, Actinopteri, Synbranchiformes, Synbranchidae. Gene Ontology annotation, molecular function: RNA polymerase II cis-regulatory region sequence-specific DNA binding; DNA-binding transcription factor activity, RNA polymerase II-specific. Gene Ontology annotation, biological process: anterior/posterior pattern specification; embryonic skeletal system morphogenesis; regulation of transcription by RNA polymerase II. Gene Ontology annotation, cellular component: nucleus.
UGCAUGUGUAUGUGUAUGUGUGGUGUGUGUGUGUGUGCGUUUUUACUUUUGCAUGUAUCUGCUUUAUGACUGCGUAAAUGUGAAAGAAUUUUUCUGCCAUGUCGACAUCCGGAACACUGACUAGUUACUACGUCGAUUCCCUCAUUCUGCCUGAGAGCGAUGAGCUCUCUGUACCGAGAUACUCCUCCGGUGCUGGGCUCCAGCACUCCAGGCAGCCCUCCUCCAUCAGCGACCACAGCGAACUCGGGACUUGCACCUUCCCAUCCAAACCUCCGGUGUUCGGGCCGUCAUGGAGCCACGUCCCAGCUCAGUUCCCAGGCACCGUCUCCUCUCUCUAUCAUCACCACUAUGGGCACCCCCAAAGCUCGGUCGGUGCAGAUACAGAUGGCCGCUAUCAGUCCUGGCUGCUGGAACCUAUGUCCGGUUCCCUGCCCAUGACUGGAUUACCGACGACCCAACACUACGGAAUCAAACCGGAGGGUCUGGGACCGCGAGCUGAGGAAGCGUUGCCGGGUUCCCACACAGCGCUGCUGCUCUCUGAUUACGCCAACGGAACGGUGGCGACGGCAUCGCCGGUGGAAAAGGACUCAGUGGCCGGCCAAACGGCGGACAUGAGCGGUGAGGGAGAAGAGAAACCGGGCCUGGACCCAAAUAACCCAGUGUCCAACUGGCUCCACGCGAGUGCCACGAGAAAAAAGCGCUGUCCGUACACGAAGCACCAGAUCCUGGAGCUGGAGAAAGAAUUCCUCUUUAACACCUACCUGACCAGGGACCGUAGGUACGAGGUGGCGAGGCUGCUAAACCUCACCGAGAGACAGGUUAAAAUCUGGUUCCAGAACCGCAGGAUGAAGAUGAAGAAGUUUAAUAAAGACGGCGCACCGAAAGAUGAGUGACUGAACCGUAGAUCAACAGUUUUUAGGCUUUUUAGCGAGUUUUGUGUGUGAAAGUUCGUAACUCUGCUGGACCUUCUUCUAAAUUCCACUGUCUUAUUGUUCUAUAUAAUGGAAGCUAUUAGAUUUGUUUGUCUUGUUAAAAAAAAGCAUGUUGGGCUUCAGUUUGAUGCGACUACCUUUAUAUUGCACAGUGUUAGCAGUGCCCACUGUUUUUUUUAUUUUCGUUUUCAUGUUGAUUUUAAUUAACACUUCGUUAAAGUGUUAGUUGGCCUGGUCCCUGUGCUUGUUUGUGUGUGUGGAUGUUUCUAGUUGUGUGUAUUUUCUCGUUUGUAGCUAUAUUUGUUGUUCAUCUCAGAAAUACCUGAACUUAUAGUUUGUAAAAUAAUUUUGCUGUUUCUCCCUUAUUGCUAGAAAUACAAGCGAUGACCAUGAGUGUGAAUCUAACAUUGGAACCGUAGAAAAACGGACUGAUCAUAUUGACAAACCUCAAAAACCUCCUGGAAAUCUUACUAAGUUCAAAUCCAUUAGAAGCUAUAUUACAUGAUUGACUACCUAUGUCUUUCAACUACCUACAAUAACCAAUUUCUUCCGAUUAGAUUUGCUUGCAUUAGAUGCUGAACUGUGUCUGAAUAUCAGGGAGUAACACUUUGAAAGCUCAUGUUUAUUAGUGACAGUCAAAUUAAAGGAAACAUUGU